AUGCAGUUGGAUGUGUUUCAAGCAGACUUCAAACUUUACGAUUCUAUAACGCGUACAUAUGCGGCUGAUAUUAUACGAAUGGUACUGCGAAUAGCUGCCGUUAAGUAUGAUGAAGUGUUGAUUGAUGAAUGCAGCGAUGACUGGCAGCGAUUGAAACAAGAUAUGCCGUUAUGGUCAUUGCCUGUUUUGGAAAUCGAUGGUUUGAAAAUCGCUGGAACAACAACUAUUUGCAGACACUUAGCGUGGAGAUUCGGUCUCUCCGGACAAACUGCAGCAGAUGAUGCAGUAGUGGAUAUGCUGUCAGAUUUACUGCAUGAAGGUAGUCAAGUGUUAGAAUGUUGGCGAAAUGCUAUUAAGAAUAACGAUGGUUCAGAUUUUCAGCUUAUUUCACUGGACGAGAAUGCAAGACAUUACGUGAGCACUCGUUUAGGACCAAUUCUCGAGAAGUAUCUUUGCAUGAAUGCGAAGGGGUUUUUGGUUGGGGAUAAGAUGACAUGGGCUGAUAUCAUGGCCAUAUCAGUUUUCAAAACAUUCUUCGAAAAUGACCGAGAGGAUUUGCUUUCCGCUUUCCCACUCAUCCGACAACAUUAUGCGAGAUUCUCACCUGCUGUUGCUGCUCAUCCCGAGAAAGUUAGCAACGAAGAUGCGGUCAAGUCUGAUCGAAUGGAUCAUUAUCCGAAUGAUAUUGAUCAAAUGAAGCAGAGUUUAAAGAAGAACGUUGAUCCACACCAUAUGGUUGUGCUGACGUGA
Messenger RNA from Anisakis simplex (herring worm), 750 nucleotides. The record is from the annotation of a GenBank genome assembly. NCBI's taxonomy places the organism in Eukaryota, Metazoa, Nematoda, Chromadorea, Rhabditida, Anisakidae.